GUAUCCAGACACAUGGUUUAUUUCGUGUAAGUACAGUCGGUACUAGCUUGUUCGGUAUGAAGGUGAUCGGUGUUAUCUUGACUGUUAUUGGCAUAGGCUAUUCUGUGGCCACAGGUCCGUGCAGAGAGGGUUGGUUAUCGGACGCAGAAAACUGUUACUACUUCUCGCAUAAUCUCAUGUCAUGGCCACAGGCUGCGGAAACAUGCGAGGCUUUACAUAGUACGCUAGCAACGGUUAUGUCAGCUGAUGAACAUUCUUUUCUAAAGACAACCCUAAUGAGCAUCCAUCCCAAUGAUGCAGCUGGCCGUAUAUAUUGGAUUGACGGUACUGACCUAGAAGUAGAACAUGUUUGGAGAUGGGCGUCUUCCGGAGAAAUACUCUCCUAUUCAGAGUGGAGUGUAGGGGAACCCACGAAUACUAGCAGCGAAAACUGUCUCCUUUUAUGGGGUGCACACGGCUUCAACAUGGGCGACAAUCCUUGUGCAGCAAGCUGGAAUUACAUUUGCAAAACAAGCUUUGAAAGCGGUGAAAAUAUAAUCGGUUGAUUUUGUUUUGUUUCAUUCAAUAAAGCAUAAGAACACCA
Messenger RNA from Mizuhopecten yessoensis (Yesso scallop), 583 nucleotides. RefSeq names its product perlucin-like protein. The transcript has 5 exons. NCBI's taxonomy places the organism in Eukaryota, Metazoa, Mollusca, Bivalvia, Pectinida, Pectinidae. The record is from RefSeq and is a predicted model, not a curated record. The coding region runs from base 57 to 545 and encodes 162 amino acids.